AUGGUUAGCCUAGGAGUGGGAAUAUUUUUAGUGGGGAGAAAGAUAGCCAAAAGUGCUAAAAACUCGGAAAAUAAGGAGCAAAAAGUCCAAAAUGAAAAAGAAAUUGAGAAGGUUCAAACUAAAUUACAGCAAGCAAAAAGUCAAUUGGCAGCCGAAAAUAAUCCGGUCGAAAAACAAAAACUACAAACGGAAAUAGAUAACUUAAAUCAGCAGUUAACUAAGUUAAAAAAAGGGAAUAAUCCGACCACUCCUCCAAUUCAAAACCCACCAACUAAUAAAACCCACCGAAAACUUACGGUUAGAUGCAACGGUGCAGUAGGAGGGAAACGGGAAUAUAUUAACCUUUCCAAUUACCAAGAACGGAUUUUAAUUGACCCCAAAAACAAAAUUUUUUCUUCCGAUAAUGCUUUGUAUAUAAAGGAUAGCCAAUAUGCUAUUUCUUUCAAUGAAGAAGAUGCUGAAAAAAAAGGAAAUAAUUUCAUUUUUGACGAAAACAAUAACAGUUUUCAACUAACACCAGUUAAUAUUCCUUCUCCUCAGCCCAAUUCUGACCAAGUAGAAAUGGAGAUUAAGUUUAUCUCGGCUGUAGAAGAUGAUCCAGGGCAAACACCAACUCCGCCUGGAAAUAAUAAUCCUCCUCCGAGCAAAAAGAAAAUAACUUUACAAUUAGGAUAUACACAUUCAUCAGGUGUUGGUCAUUAUGUUUUUAUGGAAGGAAAGGAAGAAAAUGGAAGUUUUGUUACAAAAGAAAACUCAAAAAAAAUCUACAUUAGUCAAACAAAUACGGCAGUCAAUAAGUUUUUAAAAAAAAACUCGCAAUACAAAAUUAGUUUUGAACUAGAUGCGGUUUCAGAAAGUAUUUUUCAAACUACUUCACUUUUAUUUCUAAAUGAAGAUGAUACUAUUGAAGUUGUCGAGGCAUAA
Ambispora leptoticha is the source of this 924-nucleotide messenger RNA. The record is from the annotation of a GenBank genome assembly. Lineage: Eukaryota; Fungi; Glomeromycota; Glomeromycetes; Archaeosporales; Ambisporaceae.